AUGGCUGGUGUUUUCCAAAACGUGUUUGGCGGCGGCGCCUCUUCAGGCGCCGUCGAGAGUGAUGACGAUUUUGCCGAUUUCGCCGGUGUCCCCAAUCCUUCACCUGCAAGCUCGACAGCCGGACAGUCUGCCCCAGCGGCCGCCGUCACAGGAGCCAGCACCGUCCCAUACACUGCAUGGUAUCGCGUAUGGGAAAGAGUCACCCCUCAAGACUUCCUACAAGAAGCAUUCAUCCUCCCCUUUUUGCUUAUCCUCCUCGGAUUCCAUUUCUGGGGCACGCGCAAAAACAAGAGCAAGGCCAAAGCAUGGGCAAUCGCGCACGCACCCGUUGUCGAAAGCGAAUUCGCCGUUGUGGGUUUCGGCAGUGUCGGCAGGGGUUCUUCUGUUAAAGGUGUUCAGUCCGAAUUGGUUGAUCCCGAGAAGAUGUUGAAGGAGAAAUCCAAGCAGGAAUAUCAAUCGUACGCGACCGGUCGUCAGAAUGUUGCUUUCCUUGAUGUUUCCAUCAAGCUUGUCAAGCGCUACAAUCCCAUUGUAUUUAUUAUGGAUAAUGCAUUGGGAUUAUUCUUUGAGAGCUUCCCCCAACCAGUGGAGAGAGUGGAAUCUACUCUGUACACUUUUGAUGGCAAGGAAAAGGAGAUUGUCCCUACACCGGGUGGUGGUGAUGCCUCCUCUCUCAAGGUAUCCAAUUCGACCUACGACGGAUUUAUCUGGGCUGUUGUGCAUAAGAACGUUAUGCGCCAGCUUCGUCAGGACCGUUACGAUGCCUCUAUGACUUUUACCAAGGACAACGCCAAGCUACCCAACUGGGUUACUGUGAUGACCGAGAGUGCCGAGAUCACUGAAUUCUUGUUGACUCCGCAAUUGAUUAAUGCUAUUGAGGAGGCUGGCGAUGCAUUUGAGUACUUGAUCAUUACCGAUCAACCAAUUGACAAACCGUUGAAAAUCGAAGAAGCCACCCCCAAGAAGCGUAUCCAACUCUCUCUCAGCAUCCCCUCCAACGGCUACGCAUCCACCCUAUCUCUCUACAGCUACUUCCUCCGUCUCCCCGACACACUGGUCUCAGGCGCCCACUUCCGUCCCGAGGUAACCCGCAAACUACGCAACGCCCGCGAAGAAGAGAUUCGCAAACUGCGCCGCGCAGACGAAGAAGAGAAAGCUGAAGAGCGCAAAUAUGCCGCUGAGAAACUCAAGAAGGAAGAACGUGAGCGGUUGUUGCGUGGUAUGACGGCUGAGGAGCAGAGAAAGUUUUUGGAGAGGGAGAAGGAGAAGGAGCAGCGCAAGAUGAUGAAGAAGAGUACUCGACGGGGUUGAUUAGUAGCGUAGCUGACUGGAGGAACUAAGGAUAUAAGUGAGAGGGAAGGAAUUCAUUCGUAUAUUGUUUUAAUUUACUGAUAAUUUAUUUCUCUCGGAUUGGUCUCUCCGGGAGGGUAUAGAUUGUGGUAUGGAGAUGGGCGGGUUAGGUUGCUUAAAUUCCCUUUCAUUUCGAGUACUAUAUUAUUAUUAUCAUUUACAGCCAUGUAUGAACAUUCCUUCUUGAAUGAAUGGAUUUCGACAGUAAAUUUCCAUUUUAGCUCUGGGUAUCAUAAGUCUCCUUAACGACUCAAAGCACAUUCUUUUUCCGUCACAGACUGGCUCUCUCGCUGCCCCAUAUACCAUCUCUCGUCGAUAAGUCGUCUCUCAAUAUUGAGCCAGUACUCUGCUUUCCCAUUCGCAGCUGAUUUGAGAUCGAGAUCGCCUACACGGAUGUCGAUGUUGUGCGCGAUAUCAGUGUCCAUUUUUUGACCGGCUGAAGAAGGGAUCUACAUUGAGGAGAUUAGUUUUGCAUUAACAAGGUAGAGCCAAGUUCAUUACCUUCACGAAUAU
This is a messenger RNA of Talaromyces stipitatus ATCC 10500, 1863 nucleotides long. RefSeq lists its product as uncharacterized. The record is from RefSeq and is a predicted model, not a curated record. The transcript is spliced from 3 exons. NCBI's taxonomy places the organism in Eukaryota, Fungi, Ascomycota, Eurotiomycetes, Eurotiales, Trichocomaceae. Gene Ontology annotation, biological process: endoplasmic reticulum calcium ion homeostasis. Gene Ontology annotation, cellular component: endoplasmic reticulum. Gene Ontology annotation, molecular function: calcium ion binding. The coding region runs from base 1 to 1311 and encodes 436 amino acids.